GAUGCUGAAGAACAUUGGAGGGCAAUUUAUAUGUUGUGUGCUUUUGCAUGUUCUUGUUGCUGGAGGUGAGAGUCUAGAAGCACCAGAACUUAAGCAGAAAAAGUGCACCUACGUGAUCACCAUAGAAACCACAUGCACAUGGGGAGCCGAAACCUCAAACCUAGUGAGCCUAAGGUUUGGGGACACAAACUCAAAUGGCAUAUUGGUGAGGCACCUAAACUCCAAGCACCUAAGGAAAGUUGACCCAUUGGAGCCAGAGGUUUUGGAUGACAUGCCAAGGAAGCCAUUUCAAGCAUGCAUGGUGGACCAAUUCGUGGUGACAGCACCAUGCGUUGAGUCCCCCAUUUGUUAUUUGUACCUCAAGCUUAUUGGUAACGAUGAUUGGAGACCAGGGUUUGCACAUGUUCAAGUGCUUGAAGGAUCGCAUCUAAGCUCAGAUUACUUCUAUUUCAGGAGAUAUAUGCCUAGACACGUGUGGCAUGGCUCCGAUGUGUGUGAUAGUGAGGUCACACCUUUCGGUCUCAAGAAGAAGAAAAAGGUUUAUGUGCACAUUCCAUAGUCUAGUAAUUAUUAUAAUUUCAUACAACUUGUUUUAUUUUGUUUUCGAUCUAUCUUUUGGGUAUGUGAAAGAAGAAAAAUCGAUUCUUCUUCAUAUGUAGAGUAGUUGAAUACUGAAUAGUGUCUUUAAAGUUACGGGAUAAGUGUAUAGAGUAUAGUAGUGUUGGACAAUGUACGUUACGAAUUAAUAACGUAAUAAAUUAGACUAUGUAAAGAUCGAACAUGGUUUUUCUUGGUGUUUUAUUAUUAUUAUUAUUAUUAA
Molecule: messenger RNA, 820 nt
Organism: Cajanus cajan (pigeon pea)
Lineage: Eukaryota; Viridiplantae; Streptophyta; Magnoliopsida; Fabales; Fabaceae
Product: embryo-specific protein ATS3A
Molecular function (GO): protein binding
Source: RefSeq, a predicted model, not a curated record